Molecule: messenger RNA, 3838 nt
Organism: Xiphias gladius (swordfish)
Lineage: Eukaryota; Metazoa; Chordata; Actinopteri; Istiophoriformes; Xiphiidae
Gene: scara3
Product: scavenger receptor class A, member 3
Exons: 12
Coding region: 411-2234 (607 amino acids)
Source: RefSeq, a predicted model, not a curated record
GGGAGAGGGAUGAUGCCAGAGAGCUGCAGGCAGACACGCAUAUUCAAAACUUAGACGAACUUUGGCCAGUUUCCUUUAGCACUGAUAGACUUACAGAAACACUUGAACACUCGAUUCUUUUGCCCAUAUGGGCUGACUUUCAGUGUGCCUGAGGUGCUCCUGUCCAUUUUUAAAUCUGUGGAAGUCAUUUGGGGACUUUUGGCCUUUCUUUUUACUUUGGAAAUUUGGAGACAACUGGAAAAUGUUGAACGAAUGAUUUUGCUGUCACCUCAACGGUAAAUUGUUGACUACUUUUGCUGUUCCUGUACACUUGCUUUGUGUAAAAAAAAAGGGAAGCAUCCCCACUAUCAUCAAGCUGAGCUUCUGCAAACUGGACAAGUUGUUUGUACUGGAUUCUUGAGCCAGGAAUCAUGAAAGAUAACUAUGGUGGAUAUGAGAACCAGCUUUUCAAAGAGGAGGACCUCACUGGAGAGGAAGAGGAAAUACCUUCAUUUAGAGGUCGUACCAGAGGUGGCUGCGUGAGGUGCCAGCAGAGCCAUUCUCUCCAGCUGGCUGUCAAAGUCCUCUAUGGAUUCGUUGCAUUCCUCAUCAUUACGGUGGCGGUGCUGGCAUCACUUGUGUUCAGGAAGGUUGACAGCCUGUCCGAGGAAGAGUCCGUCUACCACGAGAAGAUCACCAGAGUUCAACAAGGAAUUGACGAUCUGGGCUCCACCUCUAACUGUUCAGGCUGUCUUGAUGUGACUCUGUACAGCGAAGAGAUCAGCAGGCUGAAGAGGGAGUUUGAAGACAUCCAGAGAAUGAUACUGGGACAAGAGCAGAUCCUGGACCAGGCUUCCCAGGCCCAGGCCACUCUACGUGCCACCAGCAACCGGCUGGCGCGCGACAUGCAAAACCAACUCAUGUCGAUCAAAUUUCUCAACCAGUCCCUGGAAAGAUACCUGGAUCGUGUGGAGGGCUGGAGGGACGUGAUCGAGGAAACUGAAGAGAAGAUGAAGACUCUGACGGAGGAUCAGUAUGACGUCAAAGCUACAGCGCAGCAAGUUAACACUACAGUGGCUCUCAGUACGAUAUGGAUAAAUGCCCUGCAGAGGAAAGCAGAUGAAGAGACUCUGGUCCUCCAGAAGUUGACCAGCGACUGGCAGAACUACAGCCGAGUUCUGAGCGCUAUGAAAUCCAACACAAGCAACACCAUGCAAACCAUGCGCCUCCUCCAAAACAACAUCGUAGCAGAUCACCAGAGAAUUGCCAUGUCCACCGAGGUGUACUAUGACCUAACUCAGCAGGUGAUGAGCCUGCAGAUGCAGCUUGACAAUGUGACGUCUUUCAUGGAUGAACAUGAGGAGAACAUGCAUGACCUUCACUACCAUUCCAGGUACUACGAGAACCGCACAGGUGAGCGUUUCUCCGCCUUGGAUGGUCGUCUGAACUCCAUCGAGAUGGAGAUUGACACAGUCUCCUCCAGCAUCAACGCCACCGUCAGCCACGUCCAGAGCAUGUACAAAUACAUCAACAUUGAGAGCUUGUCCUGCCAGACCCGCCUGGGCAGACACACAGAAGAUCUACAGAACCUGAACGACACAGUCUUGUUACUCCUCCACUUAGCUGACACUCUAAGGCAGCAGAAUAUGUUGUUAAAUGUCCGUCUGGAUGUGGAUGUCAGGAACCUGUCCAUGGUGAUGGAGGAGAUGAAGCUUGUGGACGUUCACCAUACCCAGCUCAUUAAGAACUUCACCAUACUAAAAGGUGCUCCUGGCCCUCCAGGGCCCAAAGGAAACCGUGGUGAAACAGGUGCAAAAGGGCCUAUGGGACUGACUGGGAGCAAAGGUGACCGAGGCUCCAUAGGAAGUCGUGGAUCCGCCGGAGAAAAGGGGUCUCUUGGGCCGAAGGGAGCUCCGGGUGAACCAGGUCCCAGUGGCAAUAGAGGGGCAGUAGGGAUCAAAGGAGCCAAAGGGUCUCUUGGUAUACCAGGACCACGUGGUGAGAGGGGCCAGAAAGGUGACAUGGGCCCCUCUGGUAAAGAUGGGGUCCCAGGACCCACAGGGCCUCAAGGGAUCCAGGGUCAGGCAGGACUCCCGGGCAUCAUUGGGCCAACAGGACCAAGGGGCAAACCAGGGCCAGUAGGGCCGCCUGGACCACCAGGAACCCCUGGACCUCCAGGGUUGCCGUACUCCCAUGCCCAAAUCAACAUCCAGCAGCGGACCGAGAUGCCUGCUGCUGGGUCCAAGAGGCAGUAGAAAGAUGGACAGAGACAUGGGCUAGAGGUGAUCUGUCAUUUCCAAAGGAGCUUUAAAAUCAUAGUCUGAUAUGAACAGAAGAAAUAUCAUCCAUUGUGACUGGAGAUGCAAUAAUCCAUUUGUAUGGGACUGUGCAAGACAGUGGAGAACUAUAUACACAAAAGCAACAAAUCAAAUUGGAGAUGGGGCAUUGAAGGAGGCAUUCCCUUGAUGAAAUAACAUGGCCACAAAAAAAAUUAAAAAAAAAAAAGAAAACAGAGCUGCUGGCACAGAUUGAACUGCUGCUGAGAAGUGAGAUAUGAGAGCACUCAAGGCUGAAAAUGGACUGUGUUUGGACAGACUUUGAAUUUUAUAUGGUGGUGGUCUUCAUACAACACAUGGGUCUCAUAUCGUAACAAAUUUUCAUGGGUUCUGAUUCUUGUAUUAGACCCAAAUACAACAGACUUCCCCCCUGGUAUUUCAUGUACAAAUAACAAAGUACAGAAUGAGCUUUUACAAAAGUUAAAAACAUGCCUUAGAUGAGGAGAUUAAUAGGAAUAAAAACACAUCCAUUAAUAAUAAUAAUUUUGAGUUUUGCCUAGUUGAAUGUACUGGAAGUAAAGAAUGUGUUAGAGGUUGUUGUCAAGCCACCAAAACCUCAUGGGGCAUAAUGAAUAGAAGGUCUGUUAACCACAGAUUUGGACUAAAGUGGUGUUUUCCCAUCCAGAGUACUCAAAGGUUAACAUGUCCAUGCACUACUACAUAGGCACAGAAAAAAAAAAAAAAAAAUCUUUCUGUUUUUACAUUAUGUACACAUUGACACAUCCUUUUCUGGUGGAUAGCACUUUAUUGGUUCUUAAAGUGUAAAAAUUAAAGUCAGUUUGCUUAUAUUUUGGUAUUUCAGAGCAGGUACUCUGAAGACUUUUUUUCAUCUACUGGGCAAAACUGUCAUUUUAUGAUCUGUGUUUGAAAAAGUAAAGUUGCAGAAUGGAGUAUGGAGCCGGAGCCAGGAGGUGAUUAGCUUAGCUUAGCAUAAAGACUGGAAGCUGGGGGAAACAGCUCGCCUGGCUCUGUCUAAGGCUCACUAAUUACCACGUUGUAUCGCAUUUGUUUAAUCUGUACACAAACUUAAAUGUAAAAGCCACAGUUGUGGCUUUGAGGGGAGUUACAUGCUUUUUCUUGAUAAACUAACUCCCUCUAAAAAACAGAAUAAACAGACGAGAUACAACACGGUAAUAUGUUGGAUUCACAGGUGCUGGGAGGCCAGUUUUUAUAUUUUUAUUUUUUGCUAAGCUAAGCUAAUCACCUCCGACCCUAACUUCGUACUUUAUGCACAGGUAUUAAAGUUCUAAUUGAACUCUUGAAAAGAAAGCAUAUAAGUGUAUUUCACAAAAUGUUGAACUAUUCCUUUAAGAGAAGUGUAGAAGGUUAAUGAAACUUAUUCAACACAUAAAAAACCAUGUUGGUAGAGAAAUGACUUUCGAGAGUCUCAUGAUACACACAUAAAUAAUCAUUUAUAUCUCAGAAAAAAAAAAGUUUUACAAAAAGGAAAACAUGCUGUUUUUGUAAACCUGUGUGUUGUAAUGAAAUGCGACUGGCUUGCAUCGAACUUCAUUAAAUACAUU